AUGGAGGAGGAUGAGGAAAUAUAUAUACAUGGAAAGUGGUCGAGCCCUGCUGCUGUGUUGUAUCGGGUUAGGACAAUCCUCUACGAUUGGUGUAAUGCACGAUACGUUGAUGACAGUUCUUCUGAUGCUGUGCCAGCUCUUCCACCGUUAUAUUUCUGGGUUCCACCGCUUCAAGGAUUCUUGAAAGCUAAUGUAGAUGCAGCAGUCUUCCCUGAUGGCUUCAUUGGAGUUGGUGGAGUGCUUCGCUCAUAUGAUGGCUCUUUUGUUGGCGCUUGUCAACAUAGACUCAUUGGUUACUUCUCUCCUAAAAUAGCUGAGCUAAUUGCCAUUAGAGAAGUUCUGAGUUGGAUUAAAAGGCUGGGUUAUGAUCAGAUAGUGUUGGAAUCAGAUACUCUUACGGUAGUGAAGGCUUUGCUUUCUUCUUCAACUUCUGAUUUUUCUAAUUUUGGGUCCCUUGUUGAUGAUUGUAAAUCUCUAAUAGCAGAGAUGAAUUCAGUAUCUGUGAGUUUUGUUCAUCGAUCUGCCAAUAGUGUGGCACAUCUUAUAGUUAGAGCUGCCUCUACUAUUUCAGACAGGAUGGAGUGGCUGAGCACUCCUCCACAAUUGAUUAUUCAUACUUUGAUGUUGGACUUUCAAAUUUGA
This is a messenger RNA of Manihot esculenta (cassava), 642 nucleotides long. RefSeq lists its product as uncharacterized. The record is from RefSeq and is a predicted model, not a curated record. Gene Ontology annotation, molecular function: nucleic acid binding; RNA-DNA hybrid ribonuclease activity. The transcript is spliced from 2 exons. NCBI's taxonomy places the organism in Eukaryota, Viridiplantae, Streptophyta, Magnoliopsida, Malpighiales, Euphorbiaceae. The coding region runs from base 1 to 642 and encodes 213 amino acids.